AAAAUACAAAGGCAAGGGGAGACCAGGUUCCGAUGUUCUUGAGCUGCAAGAGUUUCCUUUCUACUCCAGAAAUGAAGGAGAAUUCCCUGGUUUUUGUCUUCCUCUAGCAAUGGCAAAUCCCAACUUUUCUGUACACUUACAGACAAACCCAAAUCCCAGUUUUCCUUUUGAGAGCACCAACAACUAAGAAAUUACCAAAGAAAGAAAAUUUUUUUUUCUUUUCUUUUUUGGUAGAACUUGAGAAAAGAAUAGAAGAAAGAGAGAAAGAACGACAAAACUACAAUAAUAAGCUCAAUCAUUCUCUUCCUUCCAUGUCAAACAUCACAGGUGAAGCAGCUGGGAGCUUCUCUUCUGGCAACACAGGAGAAGAAGAGCAACAACAACAACAACAACUGGUGCAAGAUCACUUCCAUGGUUCUAACUCAGGACCUUCAACUACAACUAACAGCAAUGGUUCUAUCUCACAACAACAACCACUGGUCAAGAAGAAAAGGAAUCUACCAGGAACUCCAGACCCAAGUGCAGAAGUGGUUGCUCUAUCUCCAAAGACUCUUAUGGCAACCAACAGAUUUGUGUGUGAGAUAUGCAAUAAGGGGUUCCAAAGGGAUCAAAACCUGCAACUUCACAGAAGAGGUCAUAAUCUUCCUUGGAAGCUUAGGCAAAGAACAGCAAAUGAGAUAAGGAAGAGGGUGUAUAUAUGCCCUGAGCCUACUUGUGUCCAUCACAACCCAUCUAGAGCAUUGGGUGACCUUACUGGAAUCAAGAAGCAUUUCAGUAGGAAACAUGGAGAGAAGAAAUGGAAAUGUGAUAAGUGUUCUAAGAAAUAUGCAGUUCAAUCAGAUUGGAAAGCUCAUUCAAAGACUUGUGGUACAAAGGAGUACAAAUGUGAUUGUGGAACAAUCUUCUCCAGAAGAGAUAGCUUCAUCACUCACAGGGCUUUCUGUGAUGCCCUAACAGAAGAAAACAGUAAAGGAAGUCAUGGGCUCACCUCAACCUUUGGAGGGAACUUACAUGGUCAAGUUUCAGAGCUCAUACCAUCAUUGCCUGUCACCAAUAUAUCAAUAGGAAUACAUGAAUUCAGCCACCAGGAAACCAAGAACCCAUCAAUGAUCAAGUCUCUCCCACAGGAUCUCAUGUCAAUGCAAGUAAAGUCUCAGAGCAUGACAGGAGGAAUUUUCUCGAACAGCUCAAGCUCACUCUUUGGUGUCCCAAGAAAUAACAUAUCUUCACCUUCCUCUUGCCUUCAGCUCAGUGCCAACAGCUCAUCGAGCUUUAAUGGCCUUCACAGCAGUACUAAAAUGAACCAACAACUGGCCGGUUCGACGUCGUCGUCGGCCCACUUGUCUGCAACUGCAUUGUUGCAGAAAGCAGCUCAAAUGGGUGCAACUACAAGUAAUAACAUUAGCUCUCCUAUGAUGAAAAAGAGCUCGGUUACAGCCAUGGCAGGGCCUGAUCAGAUCUCAGGCAUUAGAACAACAUCAUUUGGAGGAGGAAUUUCUCAGCAACACAUACAACCACAAUUAAUAGACCAUUCAUCACAACUAGUUGGGAUGGAUGGUGGAGGAUUCACAAACCACUUCUUGCAGAAAGCCCCAGAUCAGAUUUCUAGGGCAAAUGAAAUGGGAAUGUUCUCUGAGAUGUUUACAGGUGCAGGUAAUCAAAACCAUGGAAGGAAUUGUAAUUCAGGGUUAGGGAUGCCAAACAAUGGACAGAAUCCGGCAGGAGCAUCCACGUCGAGCUUCGGAGGGACCAGAGGAGGGGAUGAUAUGAUGACUGUGGAUUUCUUGGGGAUUGGUGGAUCUAGGUCAGUAAAUUUGCAUGAACAACAACUGAGUCAGAAAAGAUUGCAAGAAUUGAAUCCUUUCCAAGAACAGAUAUCACAUGGACAAGAAGACAUGGAGAAAUCAUUGUGGGAUAUUUGA
This is a messenger RNA of Telopea speciosissima, 1922 nucleotides long. Its product is annotated as zinc finger protein GAI-ASSOCIATED FACTOR 1-like. The transcript has 3 exons. Lineage: Eukaryota; Viridiplantae; Streptophyta; Magnoliopsida; Proteales; Proteaceae. The record is from RefSeq and is a predicted model, not a curated record. Gene Ontology annotation, cellular component: nucleus. Gene Ontology annotation, molecular function: DNA-binding transcription factor activity. Bases 312 to 1922 code for a protein of 536 amino acids.